Messenger RNA from Hermetia illucens (black soldier fly), 1985 nucleotides. It is a transcript of the gene Rab39, whose product is annotated as ras-related protein Rab-39B. Gene Ontology annotation, cellular component: Golgi membrane. Gene Ontology annotation, molecular function: GTP binding; GTPase activity. The coding region runs from base 411 to 1067 and encodes 218 amino acids. The record is from RefSeq and is a predicted model, not a curated record. The transcript is spliced from 2 exons. Gene Ontology annotation, biological process: Rab protein signal transduction. Lineage: Eukaryota; Metazoa; Arthropoda; Insecta; Diptera; Stratiomyidae.
UCCAAUUUGACAGGCAACCACCAGCAGUCAAAAAAGAACGAAGUGUAUUGGAAAAGUUCGGGCGAGCAAACCGGGGGUUGUUUUCGACAGUGUUUUGCAUUUCGACUUUAAUUAAAUCGUGGCCUGCAUCGAGCAGUGCAUCGCAACGAGCUAUUGCGUAGCAAGUGUCGUGUCGUCGUUUUGCAUAAACUCGGAGAAGGCCUUGGCCAGCGUCUUGCUAUUAUCGCACGCCGCGGCCUAUUACGUGAAAGGUUGUGAAGGUUUUCUGGUUGACGGUCUGUGGUUCGCUGCCGAGAGGAAAACAACGAGCGCAAACAUUCGCCAAGUGACAAUAAACAAAGUGCAAGUGGGUGAUAUUUUUCAGGCGUCCCGAGUUCAAUCACUGCGCGGAAGUGGAGCCCCGCGACACAAUGGUGGAGCCGAUUUUCGACUAUCAAUUCCGCUUAAUUCUCAUUGGGGACAGUACGGUCGGCAAGAGCUCCCUCCUGAAGUAUUUUACAGAUGGAAAAUUCGCAGAGCUCUCUGAUCCAACCGUGGGAGUUGACUUCUUUGCCAGACUGAUUGAGAUGAAAGACGGCACACAAAUCAAACUGCAGCUUUGGGAUACAGCCGGCCAGGAACGUUUUCGCUCCAUCACAAAGUCCUACUAUCGCAAUUCUGUUGGUGUGUUGCUCGUUUACGACAUACGAAAUCAUGCUAGCUUUGAACACAUCCCAUUGUGGAUGAUGGAAGCACAACGACACAUUGAACCACAUCGUCCAGUGUUUGCUUUAGUCGGUUGUAAGCUAGAUCUAGUCAAUAACGGAGGGCAGCGAGAAGUGACCACAGAAGAAGCACGAGCAUUUGCAAAACAGCAUGGCUUACAUUUCGUCGAGACGUCAGCACGGACAGGUGUAAACGUUGAGGAGGCAUUUCGAAUGGUCACACAAGAAGUCUACUCGAGAAUUCGGUCCGGGGAGUACAAAGUUGAAGACGGAUGGGAUGGAAUCAAAACGGGAUUCGCAAGACCUAGUACUUUGGAUUUUAACUUAGUCGUAGCCGAACCUGAGAAGUCGUCGUGUUGUUGAUUUGUUAUAGUUAUUUCUAGUUUUUCUUUUUUGUUAUAGAAAUGCUAAAGUGUGAACAUAUUAAGUUGAACGAACUCAGUCAAUUUGAAAAUUGGCGAUACAGGUACCGAAUAUAUAUUAUUCUGAACAAAUGUGUUAACCGACACUUCAGGCACCACUUGUUCCCCUUUUUGUUGGUUUCUCCGCAUUAAUUACUUUGACGAGACUGACAGAAAGUAGGUCAAUUUAUAGAAUACAAAUCGAAAUCUGAUAAGUUUGUGAAGCAUUUGGCCCAGUUAGGAUUAAGAAAUUGAGUGCCAGCUCAGUUAUUAAGGUCUAUGACAAUGUAUGCGUUGGCAUUUAUACAUAUAAGCAUAUUUCGAACAUUUCCUUUCCAAUUUACAAAUUAUAUGAAUAUUUAGCCAAAGAAUGAUUUUCGUGCAACGAAUGAUUGCGCAUCGGAAAAGUAGUAGAAAUUAUAGUUAGAGUUUUAAUAUGCUGACAAGCAUAUCCGAUUUCGAUUGAUUCAUUAAUGGGAGCAGAGAUUAGUUUGUUAACACGUCCAGUAAAAAAUAGAUUGCCAAAUAUUUUACAUAUUCAUUAACUGACUACGUCCAAUUCCAAAUAUUGAUUUGUCCUCCUUAUGUUCUUUGCUUAUGUACUCGCACUAGAACUACCCAUUACCGAACUUAUUAAUCACACUCUUUGAAUUCAUUUUAAGUGGAAUGGAUAUAAUAACAAAAGCCAACAUGCGAAUAAGUAUUUCAAAUGUAAACAUAAAUACGCGAGGAGAAAAUCGAUAUUAGAAAGAAGGCCGUUGGUAAAAUGUUUGUACUAUCCUUUGUAUAUAUUUGUUUCGUACCAUAGUCAUAAUAGAAUAUUUUAAUAUAUUUAACAAUAAAGUGAUGAUUUGGAAUAUAAAUAAGAAAUGCAGUUCCC